AUGGCUGGAGAACGGGUCGAGCUGAGCUCGCACCCUUGGAAUAAUGGAACCUCGACAAGCGCAGAACUUCUCGAUGUCGUUCACUUCCAUUAUGCAUGGGUGCUAUUCAUCGUCUUCUUGGCAUCAUUCGUUACCAAUACUGUGCUUACUGCUGAACCCUCUGCCGAAUCCAAAGAACGCAUUCUUACAGGACCUGGAGGAAAGCCAUUACCACGCUCCGCUCGCAAGUACAAGGAGGAAUUGCAAAGAAAGAAGAAGCUCACGGACUUCAGUCCCUCCCGCAAGAACCUCUUCCUCUGCCUAUCUGCUGGAGUGCUUGCCACCUUCAUUGCCAAUGGCGCCAACAUUGUUAUACAUGCCCUCACCAAGCGUGAGGAAGGCUGGUGGUGCGGUCAAGCAACCGCCAUAUACGUUUGCGCUUCUGCCUUCUUUUACAGCAUAUUCCUCAUCUCCCUGGUUGAUACAACGCCUUCGCCAAGUAUUGCACAUCAGCUUACCUGGGUGGUGGCCCUCAUCGGGGAAAUCAUACUGUUAGCAGGCACAACCGCGCUCUAUUCCACCCCGCACGAAGAAGUCAACUCUCUGCCGAGAAAAAACCACGAAAUACAGAGGUCGUUUGACGAGUGGGAAAUCUUCGAAGUCGUUGUGGACGCUGUGCGGGUGAUGCUUAUCAUUUUCCAGAUCGGAUUCUACACUUUAUUCUCCCUCGAACGCCUUUACAAAAGUAGAUAUCCAAGUCGACCCAACAGUUAUCUUGACGAGCAUGCACCUCUCCUUAUCAAUGGCCAUGCUAACGGCAACGGCCAUGUGCAUGGAAAUGGAUCCAUUCCAAACGGUCAUGGUGACACGGGCUCGGAAGGCUGCAGGACUGCGAAUGGGAGUACGCGCGCACCAUCAGAGAAUGGGAAUGAAAGUGGUAGCCGUCAAAGCCUAGAUGAAAACCCAGCUUUCUACAAACCCACGACUGCGCCGAAUAAGACAUGGUGGGAGUACCUCAGAGGCUAUUCUCUUUUCUUCCCCUACUUAUGGCCCAGCAAAUCUCUCCGGCUCAAAGUUGUUGUUCUACUUUGCUUCAUCCUCGUGGUCUUGCAGAGACUUGUGAAUAUUGCUGUGCCCCUGCAGAUAGGGACUGUUACGAAUGAAUUGUCGAGAAAGGAUGGUGGAGGAAUGCCGUGGAAAUCGAUAUCCCUUCUGAUUGUCUUCAAAUUUCUCCAGGGCACGUCUGGCAUUCUAGGUGCUCUUCGAUCGGUCCUCUGGAUUCCAAUUUCGCAAUAUUCAUACAAGGCCUUGACUACAGCAUCCUUCGAGCAUGUCCACGGUCUCAGCCUCGACUUCCACCUAGGCAAACGAACUGGGGAGGUUCUGUCUGCCCUUAGUAAAGGCAACGCAAUCAACAAUUUCCUCGAGCAAGUUACAUUUCAAGUAGUCCCCAUGGUAUUCGACCUCGGGGUAGCAAUCAUCUACUUUGGAAUAGCGUUCGAUGCCUACUAUGCCCUUGUUGUCGCCAUUAUCACCUUUUCUUACUUAUACUUAACCAUUCGCAUGGCACGAUGGCGGUCCGAACAACGACGGCAGAUGACGAACCUGAGCAGAGAAGAAGACGCAGUGAAGAACGAUUCACUGACUUCGUACGAAACCGUAAAGUACUUCAACGCCGAGGAAUAUGAAUUCGAUCGAUAUCGACAAGCCGUUACCGCUUUCCAGAAGAUGGAGUACAAGGUCAUCACCUCGCUCAAUAUACUUAAUAUCUCUCAAAACACAGUGUUUAUGGCAGGCCUCCUCAUCACCUCCUUUAUAUCAGCGUAUCAGGUCACCACCGGCAUUCGUCAAGUUGGUGAUUUCGUCACUCUUUUGACAUACAUGGGCCAGCUCCAACAGCCUUUGAACUUUUUUGGAUCAUUCUAUCGCUCCGUUCAAAGCGCCAUGAUCAGCGGCGAGCGUCUUCUAGAGCUUUUCAAAGAGCAGCCGUCCGUUGUCGAUUAUUGUAAUGCCGUGGCUAUGCCAACGUGCGAAGGCCAAAUACGUUUCCAGAAUGUAAAAUUCUCGUACGACACGCGCAAGCCGGCAUUGGAAGACCUAAGCUUCACUUGUCGACCUGGCACCACAACUGCCUUCGUUGGCGAGUCGGGAGGUGGGAAGUCCACAGUAUUCAGGCUUCUAUUCCGCUUCUACAAUGCGCAAGACGGCAGUAUUCAGUUAGAUGGAAGUGAUAUUAAUAACAUCACUAUUGAUUCGCUGAGACGCCACAUAGGAGUGGUACCUCAAGACACGGUUCUGUUCAACGAAACACUAAUGUACAACUUGAAGUACGCCAACCAGAACGCCACUGACGAAGACAUUUUCGCUGCGUGCCGAGCGGCCUCGAUUCACGACAAGAUUCUGGCUUUCCCAGAUGGCUACAAUACCAAGGUUGGCGAACGUGGUCUUCGUCUGAGCGGUGGUGAGAAGCAACGAGUUGCGAUUGCCAGAACGAUCAUCAAGAACCCCCGUAUCAUUAUGCUUGAUGAAGCGACCGCUGCAUUGGACUCCGACACCGAGCAAAACAUACAAAAUGCUCUCAGUACCUUGUCUGAGGGGAGAACUAUGCUUGUCAUCGCGCAUCGAUUAUCAACUAUCACGACGGCUGAUCAAAUCCUCGUCCUGCAUGCUGGAAAAGUUGCAGAGUCAGGCACCCAUCAAGAACUCCUAGCUAUGAAAGGCCGCUAUCACAAUAUGUGGCGAAAGCAAAUUCGAGCCGAACAGGCAGCGGAGCAAGCAUCACGAGCAGUAGCGAAGGCGAAUGCUCUCAGAGAAGCUGCUAUGGAUCGACCUGGGUCUUCUGGUAAUGAGGGAAGCCCAAGCGAGGAUGUCAGCGAAAGUGAAGCCGAUCCACGCACCAGUGGCAAUGGUCUAGGAGCACCAAGUUUAGCCUCUAGAGCCCUUGUCCGAGCCGCAGAGAACAUGCGGGAUAGCACGCCAUCCGUCACUGGCUCCAACGUCGACACACUGGUUGAUGAGAGAGGUGACGAGAACACGUCUUCGGAUGGCGAAGCUGGUGAUGUGGACCCAACCCGCAGCCUUCCGACAGAAAGGCGGAACUCAUCCACCCGGAACUAG
Molecule: messenger RNA, 3096 nt
Organism: Lachnellula hyalina
Lineage: Eukaryota; Fungi; Ascomycota; Leotiomycetes; Helotiales; Lachnaceae
Product: ABC transporter
Exons: 3
Coding region: 1-3096 (1031 amino acids)
Biological process (GO): transmembrane transport
Cellular component (GO): membrane
Molecular function (GO): ABC-type transporter activity; ATP binding; ATP hydrolysis activity
Source: RefSeq, a predicted model, not a curated record